AUGCAUAAUGUCCCAGUCAACCAGUCCGAUGUAUUAGUUGAUCUCACUAAUACACAGAGCUUAACCGAACAGCAACAAGCAAGAACUAAAAGAGCAAAUAUUCUGCGUCAGAAAAGAAAGUCUGUCGAACCUAAUUCUCCUAAUGUUCAGAAACCAUUUGAUCGGACAGGGCAAAGUCAGAAGUUGUCACAACGAAGAGGUCAUAUACAAGCCACAUUUCCAAGUCAAAACAGUUCAAUUACUAUUGAAAACCUUCCUGGAGAUGUACAUAAUAAGAGGUUGAAAAGAAAUUUUCUGACAGUAAAGAAUAAGACCAGUUCAUCUAACUCAACACAGACGUUAAACAACGGAUCCCAUUUGAUUGAUCAAGUGUCUCUGAUAUCAUCUCCUAGAGUCACUCAACCUAUACUAUCAAACCAAAGCAUUAAUAAUUGCAAAACGUCAAGCACUCAAGGAUCUGUAAUAGACUUGGAUGACUCUGAUACUUCAGGUGAUGAUUUUUGGGAUUGCUCGAGCAAUGAUGGAGAUGGAGAUGAUGAUGAUGGAGCAUCUACUGACUCUGAUGGUGAUCUUGAACAUAAUAAAUUCAAGUAUGCAUGCAUGGAAAAAAUUUCUAAACGCUUUUCAGCAGUCUUUGGUGGUUCGUUGAAUCUAAAAACAAAGGCAGUGACCAGAGAGGUUUCAUCUAAUAUAGCUGACGAAGAUUACAAAGACGAUGGUGAUUUGACGAAUGAAUGUCCUAUAUGUGGUGCUCUAUUUUGCGUGAAGCCAGAGCCAAACAAAUCAGCCAAGUUUUCGCAGUUGUACAUUCAUGAUACUGAAAACGAGGUGGAAAACCGUCUGUCUGCAUUGAGUGGGUCUGCUGAGAGAAGCAAAAUAAGAUCUGAUUUAGUUGAGGGAAUUAUGGAAAUGCUCAGAGAAUCUAAUGUGCACGUGAAGACUUUCCGGAAUUAUAUGGACAGAUUCAACAAUGAGGAAGAAUGUGCAGAUUUAUCCUUGAAACUAAUUAACAACCGACAGAAAGAUGGGCGGAUUUACAAUCUCCCAACAUCUUCUGAAGUCGCUGCUUUGGUCGUUGGUGAUUUUCAAAAUAAUAUGGACAAAAGGGAUAUUAUAUUGGAAAAGAAUUCUGGGAAGCUUAGACGGAUCAACGAACUGCAUCCUUGCUAUCUACCUCUCCAAUACCCACUCAUUUUCCCAUAUGGAGAGGAUGGAUUCCGGCUGGGAAUCCAGAAUGGUUAUACUGGGCUCAAGAAGAACAAGAAACCAAACAUUAGCAUGCGGGAGUUCUUUGCAUAUCGGAUUCAAAUUCGUAAUGUUGGUUCUCAAGUCCUUCUCCUUUCAAGGCGUUUGCUACAACAAUUUCUCGUGGAUGGUUACACAAUGAUUGAAACCCAUAGACUACGGUACAUCAGGAAAAAUCAAUCUAAUCUAAGGUCUUUGAACUUCAGUAAGUUUGUUGCUGCUGCGAAUGAUGGGAAUUCGAAUCUUCCUAUUGAAGGCAAUCGGAUUAUCAUACCCUCUUCAUUCACUGGUGGACCAAGGUAUAUGCAUAAAAUGUAUUUGGAUGCAAUGUCUGUUUGCAAAUACUAUGGGUUUCCGGAUCUAUUUAUCACAUUCACAUGUAAUCCUAAAUGGCCAGAGCUGACUCGGUACUUUCAGAAAUAUAAUCUCCGAUCUGAGGACAGACCAGAUUUGUGUUGCAGAUUAUUUAAGAUCAAACUUGAUAGGCUGAUGGAUGAUCUUACGAAGAAACAUUUGCUUGGGAAAACGGUUUCAGACAAACUACCAACUGCCGAAGAUAUUGAUCGCAUCAUAUCUGCUGAAAUUCCGGACCAAAAGGAAGAGCCUAAGUUGUAUGAGAUUGUCAAGGACACAAUGAUUCAUGGCCCGUGUGGUAUUGUUAACAAGGAUUCUCCAUGUAUGCAAGAUGGGCGAUGUACAAAGUUCUUCCCUAGAAAGAAUGUUGAAAAAACUACUGUUGAUGCUGAGGGUUAUCCAGUUUACCGGAGGAGAGAAAAUGAGAAUUAUGUGGAGAAAAAAGGUAUUAAAUGUGAUAACAGGUUUGUUGUUCCCUACAACAAGAAGUUACUACUUGGGUAUAAUGCCCAUAUUAAUGUUGAGUGGUGUAAUCAGUCUCGAUCUAUCAAGUACUUAUUUAAGUAUAUUAACAAAGGUCAAGAUUGCGUUACAGCUACUGUUACGCAGAAAAAAAGUGGGACUCAAGAUGGGACAGAGACGAGCUCGAGUAAUGCUUUGUCAGGAGAAGGUGGCAAUAAUCCGACAGAAAAUGAGGAGGAUCCAGUUGAUGAAAUUAAAAAAUAUUUUGAUGCAAGAUAUAUAUCUGCAUGCGAGUCAACAUGGCGAAUAUUUGGUUUUCCAACCCGUUACGGAUCCACUCCAGUAGAGAAGCUUACAUUUCAUCUAGAAGGAGAUCAACCAGUAAUAUUCAGGAAGGGUGAUUCCGUGAGAAGUGUUAUUGAUCGGGUGAAACAGUCUAAGACGAUGUUUUUAGCAUGGUUUGAUUGCUGUCGAAAAUAUCCAGAAGCAAGACUACUAACAUAUGCUGAACUUCCAACUCUUUUCAUAUAUGAUGCAAAAGCGUUCGAAUGGAAAAGAAGGAAGAAGGGAUUUGCUAUUGGAAGGUUGGCCCAUGUUUCACCAAGUGCUGGAGAGCUCUAUUUUCUAAGGAUAUUGAUUAAUAAAGUGAGAGGGCCUCAGUCAUAUGAUGAUUUGAAAACUGUGAACGGUGUUGUGCUUGCGAGUUUUGAAGAUGCAUGUAAUAAACUCGGUUUAUUGGACAACGACCAGGAGUAUAUUGAUGCGAUUAAAGAGUGUAGUUUCUGGGCAUCGGGAGGAUAUGUUAGAAAAUUAUUUGCGCAGAUGCUGUUAUCGGAAAGCUUAUCUACGCCGAAGUUAGUAUGGGACUCUACAAAAGAAAUUUUGUCUGAAGACAUACUUUAUCUUGAGCGCAAGAAGAGAAAAUACCCAGGGCUUAUCUUGAGUGAAGAAGAGAUUUACAAUGCAACCUUGGUACUAAUAGAGAACAUUUUGCGGAGUAAACAUAGUAGUCUUGACAAAUGGAAGACAAUGCCAAAGCCCAUUUUUGAUUCUCAUUCUCCACAAGUCAAUCAGCUACUACAAGAUGAGCUAAACUACCCAAAGGAUGAAUUGCGUGUGAAACAUGAUGAAUGGUUUCGCCAGCUAACAGAUGAGCAAAGGUCAGUGUAUGAUGAGAUAAUGGGAUGUGUUACAGCUAAAAGGGGAGGAGUUUUUUUUGUUUACGGUUUUGGAGGAACAGGAAAAACCUUUUUGUGGAAUAUUCUUUCUGCUGCUAUCAGAUCAAGGGGUGAGGUUGUACUUAAUGUUGCUUCUAGCGGCAUAGCUGCUUUAUUACUACCAGGUGGACGAACUGCCCAUUCGAGGUUUAGCCUUCCCAUUAAUCCUGAUGAGUUUUCUACUUGCAAGAUCCAACCAGGAAGUGAUCAGGCAGAAUUAAUUUCCAAGUCUUCUCUUAUUAUUUGGGACGAAGCUCCGAUGAUGAGCAAACACUGUUUUGAAGCUCUAGAUCGUAGUAUAUGCGAUAUUAUGGAGACUACAGACGAAACUCCUUUUGGUGGGAAAGUAGUUGUAUUUGGUGGUGAUUUCAGACAGAUACUACCAGUAAUUCCAAGGGGGAACCGGGCUGAUAUUGUAAUGGCUUCACUCAAGAUGUCAUAUUUGUGGAAGCAUUGCAAGGUUCUGCAACUAACUCGGAAUAUGAGACUUUUUUCAGAGCUUGAUAGUUGUGAAGCUAAUGAGAUCAAAGAUUUUUCUAAAUGGAUACUGGAUUUAGGAGAUGGGAAGAUUAAUGAGCCAAAUAGUGGAGAAACUAUGAUUGACAUUCCUAAAGAUCUUCUAAUUACGGAGUGUGUUGAUCCAAUUGAGGCUAUUGUUUCUGAAAUAUAUGGAGACACUUUCAAAGAUUCCAAAGACCCUGUUUUUUUUCAAGAACGAGCUAUUUUGAGUCCUACCAAUGAUAAUGUUGAAGUUAUUAACAACUAUAUGUUGGAUCGGCUAACAGGUGAAGAAAGAAUCUAUUUGAGUUCUGAUAGUAUUGAUCCAGCUGACACAAAGUCUAAAGAUGACUCGGUCUUUUCACCAGAAUUUCUCAACAGUAUCAAGAUUUCGGGACUACCAAAUCAUUCUCUGAGGUUGAGGAUUGGUACACCAGUUAUGUUACUUAGAAAUCUAGAUCCGGAAGAAGGUUUGUGUAAUGGAACUAGGCUUCAGAUAACGCAAAUGGGCAAUCAUCUUAUUGAAGCAAAAUUUAUCACUGGAAAUAGAGUUGGAGAGAAGGUCUUUCUGCACCGUAUCCUUAUCACACCAUCAGAUACAAAGCUUCCUUUCAAAAUGAGGCGCAGACAAUUUCCACUGAAAGUUGCUUUCGCGAUGACCAUCAAUAAAAGUCAGGGCCAAACUCUAGGGAAAGUUGGUUUGUUUUUACCAAGACCAGUUUUUUCACAUGGACAGUUGUAUGUUGCUGUUUCAAGGGUUAAAUCAAGGAAGGGUUUGAAGAUCCUAAUUACCGACAAGGAUGGAAAACCAGAAGAUACAACAAUGAAUGUUGUUUUCAAGGAAGUGUUCCAAAAUUUGUUGGAUAAUGGAGAUGACAUAUAG
This is a messenger RNA of Raphanus sativus (radish), 4659 nucleotides long. RefSeq lists its product as uncharacterized. The coding region runs from base 1 to 4659 and encodes 1552 amino acids. Gene Ontology annotation, molecular function: DNA helicase activity. The record is from RefSeq and is a predicted model, not a curated record. The transcript has 10 exons. Gene Ontology annotation, biological process: DNA repair; telomere maintenance. Lineage: Eukaryota; Viridiplantae; Streptophyta; Magnoliopsida; Brassicales; Brassicaceae.